Lachancea nothofagi CBS 11611 is the source of this 678-nucleotide messenger RNA. NCBI's taxonomy places the organism in Eukaryota, Fungi, Ascomycota, Saccharomycetes, Saccharomycetales, Saccharomycetaceae. The record is from the annotation of a GenBank genome assembly.
AUGUCUGACCACGAAGCUCCAGUCGAAGUGCAAGAAGAGUUCGAAGUCGUUGAGGAAUUCACCCCUGUCGAAUUGGCCACCGCCAUUCCAGAAGACGUGCAAAAGGCCCAGAACGAGAUCAAAUUGUUCAACAAAUGGUCUUUCGAGGACGUCGAGGUUAAGGACGCCUCUUUGGUGGACUACGUGCAGAUCGGCCAGUCCAUCUUUGUGCCCCACACCGCCGGCCGUUACGCCAACAAGAGAUUCAGAAAGGCCCAGUGCCCUAUCAUCGAGAGAUUGACCAACUCCUUGAUGAUGAACGGUAGAAACAACGGUAAGAAGUUGAAGGCCGUCAGAAUCGUCAAGCACACUUUGGACAUCAUCAACGUGUUGACCGACCAAAACCCAUUGCAAGUCGUUGUCGACGCUGUCACCAACACCGGUCCAAGAGAAGACACCACCAGAGUUGGUGGUGGUGGUGCCGCUAGACGUCAAGCCGUCGAUGUCUCUCCUUUGAGAAGAGUCAACCAAGCCAUCGCUUUGUUGACCAUCGGUGCCAGAGAAGCCUCUUUCAGAAACAUCAAGACUAUUGCCGAAACUUUGGCCGAAGAAUUGAUUAACGCUGCCAAGGGUUCUUCCACUUCUUACGCCAUCAAGAAGAAGGACGAAUUGGAACGUGUCGCCAAGUCUAACCGUUAA